This is a messenger RNA of Sparassis crispa, 531 nucleotides long. RefSeq lists its product as hypothetical. The coding region runs from base 1 to 531 and encodes 176 amino acids. Lineage: Eukaryota; Fungi; Basidiomycota; Agaricomycetes; Polyporales; Sparassidaceae. The transcript has a single exon. The record is from RefSeq and is a predicted model, not a curated record.
AUGGCACAGCGGUCAUCGCGCCAGCUACCGCGGUGCCACAACGGCGCCCAGCUCCCUCCUGGUGGUCUCCAGCCACCGGCGAAAGCCCGCGUCACCUCCCAGCACCGUCACCCAACCUUCCUCGACCCGCGUUCACCGUCUGCGAUGAAAGAUCGCGCCCAGGUCCCUCUUCGUGGUCUGCAGGUCCCGACGCUGGCCCGCGUCACCUUCCAGCACCAUCACCGAACCCUCCUCAACUCGUGUUCGUCCGCUGUGGUGAACGACCGGCCCCGGUCGUCACGCCGGCCACCGCAGUACAAGGACUGCGCUGACCUCCCUCCUCGCGGUCUCCAAUGCCUGACGCUGGCCCGUGUCACCUUCCAGCACCCUCAGCCAAUCCUCCUCGACUCUAGUUCGCCAUCUGCACCGAGCGACCACGCCCCGGACCUCCCGUCGAACAUCGAGUGCCGGCCGGUAGACUCGAUGUCUCUGGCACACUCAAACGCAACGUGUUUGAGCGCGCGUUCGCCCAGCAGUGUUCGGGCGAUAUAG